ACUAUUUUCCCCGCCUCACACAUUGAAGCAAUGGUGACCGUGAGACCGUCCAGGGAGACUGAUCCGCGACGAUCACGUCAAGUAUUGGCCGUGGACCCUAUCGGCUCGGGAAUAUUCCGGAAUCCUCUUCACGUGGUUCUUUACUACAAGAGCGUGUCGGAGGAGGAUUCUGGAUGGCUUUGGGCCGGCUGGGCUAUGGAGUCGCUAUCGCGAGCAUUGUCGGAGCAGCAGCCAUUGCUCGCUGGAAGGCUUGGGCGUGGGGAGGAUGGUGAUGGAGAUUUAGAAAUUGUAUCCAAUGAUAAUGGCGUUAGGCUCGUCCAGGCACGCAUCGCGACCACUUUAGCAAGCUUUCUUGAAUUAUUGAAGGAAAAUGAUGAAGCAGAAGCUCAGCUUGUUUCGUGGCCGGAUAUUGAUGAACAAAGUCUCCGGUUCUCUCCCCUGUUUUAUGUUCAGGUGACAAACUUCCAGUGUGGUGGAUAUUCAAUUGGGAUUAGCUGUAGCCUUCUUGUGGCAGACCUUUUGGUGAAGGAGGACUUCCUCAAUAGCUGGGCAAUCAUACACAACAAUAUACUUUCCAGUAAUAAAGGAUCCCCAAAGCCCCUAUUUUACCUCCCAGCUCUUAGAAAUAUAGGGUCUUCCCCCACCAGUUCCAGCAUAACUAGGUCUAGCCCAAGAAAGAAUUGUGGCCAAACUAGGCAUUUCAAGGUCACUGCUGCAAAUGCAAAUGCAAAUGCAAAUUUGGACAGCGAAAUUUGCAAGUCGUUUGCAUUGCUUUGCAUUGAAGAGACAGAGAGCAGGCUUGGCAGCAAAAUGGAUUCAGAGAUGUAUUUAUUUGUGAAGGAAAAGAGUGAGGUUAUUAAGGCAGAGAAGUUUUCAAAACAUGGACUUGUUAAGCCGCCAUUGGGCGUCAAGACUCUAGUUACUAGUGCGAGUUGGGAUGAUUUGGGGACCAACGACGUAGCGUUUCGUGAAGGUAAUAAGCCGGUUCAUGUUUCGCAUUGGAUCGGGUCAGUUUUUUAUGGACUUGUCAUGGCAAUACCAUCUCCUAGUGAGGAUACUCUUGGAAUCAAUAUCUUAGUCAUAAUUCCAAAUGAGAAGGAAGAGUACUAGUAAUAAUACUAUUCAAAUUCAUUUCAUUAUUGUU
Alnus glutinosa is the source of this 1144-nucleotide messenger RNA. RefSeq names its product hydroxycinnamoyltransferase. Gene Ontology annotation, molecular function: acyltransferase activity, transferring groups other than amino-acyl groups. The record is from RefSeq and is a predicted model, not a curated record. The coding region runs from base 31 to 1110 and encodes 359 amino acids. NCBI's taxonomy places the organism in Eukaryota, Viridiplantae, Streptophyta, Magnoliopsida, Fagales, Betulaceae. The transcript has 2 exons.